Molecule: messenger RNA, 1181 nt
Organism: Volvox carteri f. nagariensis
Lineage: Eukaryota; Viridiplantae; Chlorophyta; Chlorophyceae; Chlamydomonadales; Volvocaceae
Exons: 6
Coding region: 1-918 (305 amino acids)
Source: RefSeq, a predicted model, not a curated record
AUGCUUGCUGUCAGGCCGAUCGGCCUCUGCUGCGUCGCCGGGCGCCAUGAGGAUACCCGGCCAGCCGGCAGGGGGCAUAUUUCCAACCUCAAGGCCUCUCGAAAGCUCAUCCAUUCGGGGCCCAAACCUGACCGUGCGGCUGUCAUUUCACGAGUCAUGACCAGCACAUCAACGAACCCAGCUUUCACUUUUGGCAAGGUGGACGACGCCAUAGCUGAGUCAGGACGCGGCGGGCCACCCAUGACAGUGGACGGGGCCGUCCAGAAGACGGGUUUACUGCUGGUGGUGGCAGUGGCCUCGGCCAUGGCUACCUGGGUGCAGAUCGCCUCAGGCAAUGCAUCUGUCAUGCUUGCAGCAAGCAAAGGCGCGGGCGUCGUGGCGCUGCUGUCGGCCAUGGUCACUAUGUUUAAGCCGCAAUGGGCUAUGGGCACCUCUCUGGUCUUCUCGGCAGCCCAAGGAGUCGCCAUGGCAGGGUUUUCCGUUAUGUUGGAGAUGAUGUACCCCGGCAUCGUACUGAAUGCGCUGAUGUUGACUUUCGGCACGGCCGCAUCAUUGCUCGUGGCCUUCCAGUCUCGUCUUAUCCGCGUCACGGACAAGUUCCGCGAUGGUGUGUUGAUGGUGACUGGUGGCUACUUCGUGAUGAUGUUGCUGACCUGGGUCAUGACGCUCUUCGGCGUGCGGCUGCCUAGCAUGCUAUCCGGGGGCCCGCUGGGCAUCGGCCUGGGCCUCGUUGCGGCCAGCUUGGCAGCGGCCAACCUGCUGCUUGACUUCGACAUGAUUAAAUCGGCGGCGCGUGCACGAAUGCCCAAGUGGUUUGAAUGGUACUCGGGUUUCUCGCUCAUGAUGACCCUGGUGUGGAUGUACACGGAGGUGCUUCGGCUCCUCACCAUGUUCGCCAGGGGCGACCGCGACGAUUGAAGGCCGGCAGAACGGGGCAUCUGUACUGCGUCGACCGCUGCGCUUGUACUUGUGUAGUCCUUACGCUCCAGCCGACAGGCCGGUAUGCGCAGUAGGCAGUGGGUAUUUCUUAUGACCAGGUUGGUAUGACCGAAGAGGUGGCAGGUGGCACCAUGUGUGUGUGUUCCCAGGUGGGCGCCUUGCUGCCGUACAUGAAUGAACCCUUCCAUGACGCGAUGUGAGGGACCUACGGGAGAUGGCACUGGUUGACGGAUGGUAGAGUC